AUUUUCUAGAUUGAUUCUUGGUAGAGAAUGUAAAGAUGGUCCUAGUAGAAAAAAUAAAGACAUGCAACGUUCAUGUGGCUGGUACCUCUUAAGGGUAAUUUACUUUUUCAUUUCUUGUCAUAAAUUUUCUUUUGUAUAUACAAAUCAUACCUUCCACAAGGUGAAUCAAUCAAUAUAUAUAUGUGUGUGCAAAGCCUAAAGGUUCAUUUAUCACUAUAUAUAACUAUCUUGCAUGUCUUGGAAGCAAUAUAUAACUACAAUCUACCAGUAAACUAAAACAACAAAUUCAAUAACAAAGAAGAUCAAUAUUCAAUGGCAUUUGCAUAUGAACAAUUUCUUCUUUUGUUGAUGGCUUUUUCAACAUGUUUCUCAUCAACUAGCAGCAAUUCAUCUGUUAAACCUCAAAGACUGGUCUCCAGACUCAUUCACCCAGGCUCAAUUCAUCAUCCUCACUACAAGCCACAUGCAACAGCUCAAGACCGAAUUCAACUUGAUAUCCAACAAUCAGCAGCACGUUUAGCCUACAUACAAGCAAGGAUAGAAGGUUCUUUGGUCUCUAAUAAUGACAACAAAGCUAGUGUUUCUCCCUCUUUAACUGCUAGAACCAUACUGGCCAAUAUCUCAAUAGGCCAACCCCCUAUCCCACAACUAGUUAUUAUAGACACUGCCAGUGACAGCUUCUGGAUCAUGUGCUCCCCUUGCACAAAUUGUGACAACCAUUUAGGNCCACUCUUUGACCCCUCAAAGUCUUCCACCUUUUUCCCACAGUGCAAAAUACCAUGUCUCUUCAAGGGUUGUAAAUGUGACCCUAUUCCAUUUCGUGCCUCUUAUGCAGAUGGCUCCACAGCUUCAGGAACAUAUGGUCGUGAUACUGUUGUCUUUGAGACAACUGAUGAAGGUACCUCUAAGAUAUUUGAUGUACUAUUUGGAUGUGGCCACUACAUUGGAUACGAUUCGGAUCCAGGACAUAAUGGAAUACUAGGACUAAACAGUGCAGUUGAAUCUUUGGCAACAAAAAUGGGUAGAAAGUUUUCUUACUGCAUAGGCAACCUGGCUGACCCUCAUUACAAUUACAACCAACUGAUAUUAGGUGAAGGGGCAGAUCUUGAAGGUUUUUCCACCCCUUUUCAAGUCCACAAUGGCUUUUAUUAUGUCACCAUGGAAGGCAUAAGUAUAGGGGAGAAAAUGCUUGACAUACCUCCAAGAACUUUUGAGAGAAAAGAGAAUGGCACAGGAGGAGUCAUCAUUGACACAGGCAGCACUAUCAGCUACCUAGUUGAUAAUGUGCAUAAACUAAUCUACAAAGAAGUUAGAAAUCUCAUUGGUAGGUCCUUUAGAGGAGCAAUAAUUGAAAAUUCCCCAUGGAUGUUGUGUUAUUAUGGUAGUAUCAACAAAGAUCUAGCUGGGUUUCCAGUGGUUACAUUCCAUUUUGCUGAAGGAGCAGAUUUGGCUAUGGAUUCUGGAAGCUUUUUUAGUCAAGUCAGUAAUGACAUAUUCUGCAUGACUAUAGGUCCAGCCAGUAACAUCGACAUUAAAAGUAAGCCUUCAGUUGUUGGAUUGUUAGCCCAACAGAGCUACAACGUGGGAUAUGACCUUGUUAAUAACUAUGUUUAUUUCCAAAGAAUUGAUUGUGAACUUCUUAGUGGUUGAUGAUUGUGAAUGUAUUCACAAAUCACAACUCUUGAACUCCAAUUUGAUUGAAUCCACAACAAAAGCAUUAUUUGUGCACUAACAAGGUAAAGUAAAUGGCAAUGCGUUGCUCUCAUGGCAUAUAUGGCUUUAAUUAUUUUGAAUUUAGAUACAAGACAUUAGAAGUUAUAACAACGCUUGUAUUCUGAGAAUCGUAAUUGUAUAGCUAUCCUCCAAGCUCAAAUAUAAGCAAAAGCAAAUGAUUCACACUAAAGAUAUAUUUGGAGCCAUUAUUCUUUAAAGACUUCCAAAAAAGUAAAAUAAGAAAUAAUAUAUCUAAAUCUGUGUUGUUGUUUAACUUGUACAAAAACUA
Molecule: messenger RNA, 2002 nt
Organism: Vigna radiata var. radiata (mung bean)
Lineage: Eukaryota; Viridiplantae; Streptophyta; Magnoliopsida; Fabales; Fabaceae
Product: aspartic proteinase CDR1-like
Exons: 1
Coding region: 313-1650 (445 amino acids)
Biological process (GO): proteolysis
Cellular component (GO): extracellular region
Molecular function (GO): aspartic-type endopeptidase activity
Source: RefSeq, a predicted model, not a curated record